Botrytis fragariae is the source of this 611-nucleotide messenger RNA. Its product is annotated as putative phosphatidylglycerol phosphatidylinositol transfer protein. The transcript is spliced from 3 exons. The record is from RefSeq and is a predicted model, not a curated record. Gene Ontology annotation, biological process: intracellular sterol transport. NCBI's taxonomy places the organism in Eukaryota, Fungi, Ascomycota, Leotiomycetes, Helotiales, Sclerotiniaceae. Bases 1 to 507 code for a protein of 168 amino acids. Gene Ontology annotation, molecular function: sterol binding.
AUGAAGUUUUCUCUCAGUGUUGUUACUCUGCUCUUCAGCAGCACUUUUGUCGCUGCAAGCCCUUUUUUCAGUAACGGUCAAACCGUUCUUGACGAUAAGCAAGCUGUUCCUGGAAACAACCCUCUCACCUAUUGCAAUGCCGAUCAUUCGUCUGAUAUCCUAUCGCUCGACCACGUCAAUUUGAAUCCCAAUCCUCCAACUGCUGGGAAUAAACUUACCAUCGAGGCGGUCGGCACCUUGUCGCAGACAUUGGAGAAGGGUGCAUACGUUCGCUUGCAAGUCAAAUAUGGCUUGAUUCGACUUAUCAGUAUGACAGAGGAUCUGUGCGAUCAAGUAUCUAACGUCGAUUUGAGUUGCCCGAUUGAUGCUGGAAAGAUUACAAUCACAAAGGAUGUUGAUCUGCCAAACCAGAUCCCUCCCGGAACUUACACCGUCUUCGCCGAUGCAUUUACUGCGGAUGAUGAACCCAUUAUUUGCUUACAAGCAACGGUUACGUUUUCACGUUAGACCACCCCAAUACUAGAUAAUAGCUACAUAAUACCCUCAAAUUGUACUUAGGAUUUCGCGGAAAGCAGAGAUUUGCAUGUGGACUGUAUUAGGUCGAUGAAUAA